AUGCCAGUGUCGGAAGCGCCAGAGCAGCGACAGAGCCGGCGCGCUGCUGUGCGCACCAUCUGCAGAUUGAGUACUGCUUUGGCCAGCCCAGAGAAGUUGGGCAAAGAUGUCGGCGGGCAGUUGCUGGCAGAGCGCGUCGUACAACUUCGCCAGGUUUUAGAAGGCGAGGAGCUACAGCUCUUAGAGGACACUGUGCAGCAGUAUGAAAGUGCGGUUGGGAGAGCUUUAAAUUUCUCCGAUGAGCUGAACAAGGCCCGUGGGCCUCAUGUGGCCGUGUCACGCAACCGAUCCCACUUUUACGUUUACUGCACCAAAGUGGGAACUCUAUGGUCCUUUACCAACUACUGGCCCUUUGUGGAUUACGAAGUACAACCUCAUUGGCUUAUGGGCUGGUGGGCCACGGGGAAGUUGACUAACGAGCAGUACAAGGGAUAUUUGCGACGCUGCAAGCGCUCUUACAGAACAUUGUUACAAAAUUUUGAGUCUGUGGUGCAAGCUGAGAAAGCUGCGCAGCUUACAGAGUACCGCGAGGCCGUAGCCCAGGUGUUGUCCUUAGCGCGCUUGCCCUUUCGAUGUGUUGAUGACCCGUUUGUGGCUAAUCUCAGUAGACUCAGUAGACUUGUCAGCGCCUACGACCAGAUGAGGUUGUUUCCAAACUUGCAGGCGUUCCUGGACCAGUUCCACUGGGCAACAGAUCGGUACAAGAUUUAUGCUCUUCAAGGGCACUCGCAAGCAGCAAAGACAUCGUUUGUGAAGUCGCUGUUUGCCAAACCUUUUGUCGUGACUAUUCAAGGGCAGGACGUCUUGAAUCUACAAGCCUUUGAGUAUGGCCAUCACGACGCCCUUAUCCUAGACAACCUGGUGGAUUGGUCUUUGAUACUACAGUACCGUGCAUUGCUUCAGGCUAAUGUGGACUUGCAUCGGUUGGGUGAGUCUGCGACAGGCAUCUACGCGUACUCCGUCUUCCUUUGGGCUGUGCCCAUCUGCAUUACGCUGGAUGCUGAUGUGAAUUGCGUUCUCGGCGACGAGCUGGCGGAGCUGAAACGCCGUCGCGCUGAAUUGCGUGCCGACAACCGUGAUUUGGCCAAGCAAGAGAAGAACCUGAAGAAGCGGCGUGCCAGGCUUCUGCAGGCAGGAGAUGUCAACGUGGGAUGUAUGCAAGAAGGCAUGGAUGUUGCCCAUGUCGUCGCGCGCUUUGUGCUUCAGGCGAUGACGGAGUCCAUCCUGCGCUUGGACCAGUUGAAGAUGUUGUCGAUGUGGAAGGCUCCUGCGCACCCGCGACCAGUGGCUAACGACGAGGGCGCAGGCGUGUCAGCAAGGAUGUAUGGUUGUGCAGCAGGGUGGAUGAUGCAGCGCGCCGAACUUGCAAGAAAGCAGGCGUGCACCCUGCAGAUGGAGCAGCUGCAGGUCAUGUCGCUCACGACGAGGGCAGAGGCAGGCCGUUGUCGAAAAGGGAACAUAUCUCACCUCGCAAAGCGCCAGGCGAGCAUCUUGGGGCGGAUGUGGUCGAGGAGAUCGAGUGAGGACGAAUGCCAUGGCCGCAAUUCGCAAUUCUCCUAUACAGGACAGUCCGACAGUGCUACAGUGUCCUACAGGAUUUUCUGUGCAGCAGCCUUGGUUGCUUAG
Messenger RNA from Symbiodinium natans, 1626 nucleotides. NCBI's taxonomy places the organism in Eukaryota, Dinophyceae, Suessiales, Symbiodiniaceae. The record is from the annotation of a GenBank genome assembly.